Molecule: messenger RNA, 960 nt
Organism: Nematocida ausubeli
Lineage: Eukaryota; Fungi; Microsporidia
Exons: 1
Coding region: 1-960 (319 amino acids)
Cellular component (GO): small-subunit processome
Molecular function (GO): protein binding; snoRNA binding
Source: RefSeq, a predicted model, not a curated record
AUGACAGCAGAGUCAGCCGCAUUAGCCCAUACUGUAGUCACUAAGCUGCGAUCACCACCAACUGCUAUGGAUGUGCAGAAUAAUUUAAUGGUUAUCACCCAGAAGUCAGGAGAAAUAAUUACUGUUGCUCCUGAGACACAGGAAAGAAAAGUUCUGGUAAAGGACAGAACAACCACGACUGCCAUUUGCGCAGUAAAUAACAUUCUACUUGUAGGCGCGCGCACCGGAGAGGUCAAAUCUCUAUGCGAAAAGCGCUACAAGCGAAUAUCUAAACGGCACAGAGGACAGAUCAUAUCGAUACAUGCAAUUGAGACAGAGAAUAAUGAAACAGAAAUUAUCACUGCCUCCGCAGACCAUAGAGUGUUUAUAUGGAAGCUGGAUAUAAAUGAAUCUAACGGAGUUAAAACUGUGCAUCUGCUUUUUAUUAAAGCCCUAUACGGUCCAAAAACCCCCAUAAAGUCCACGUCUCUUUCUCCGGACAAGAAGCUGUUUCUGUGUACAUCAGAGCUAACAGAAACUGUGCGGAUAUUUAGGCUAGAAAAGGACACCCAGCUGCUAUUCCACCUUAGCGAGGGCUAUGCACUCUACGGAGCAUUUGUUACUGCGGAAGAGUUCUUGGUUGUCUCCAGCACACAAACAGUGCAUUUAUACAGCAUAAACAAGAGUGAUCCUAUAUGCAGCAUUUGCAUCCCAACAGAAGAGAACAGCCUUGCAGAAGUAUCCUGCUUGAAGCUUGUUUCCCAGAACACAGCUGCUAUUGGGCUGUCAGAUGGAAAAAUUAUUGUGCUUGGCGUUGCAAAGACAUUGGAAAUUUUAAAUACAUAUAAAAUAGAUGGAGUGCCCAACGAUUUCUUGCAAAAAGAAUCCACGCUGUAUGUGGCUGCAGGCAAAGAAGAGAGCCAUUCUAGAUUUUUUGUAGACAAAUCCUUUUCAAACGGAUUCGUUGCUAUUCCAAUGUAA